Gongylonema pulchrum is the source of this 437-nucleotide messenger RNA. The record is from the annotation of a GenBank genome assembly. Lineage: Eukaryota; Metazoa; Nematoda; Chromadorea; Rhabditida; Gongylonematidae.
AUGCACGAGCAGCACAUAAGGAGCGCAUGGUCUGGCCAACAUAAUCUUUCGGGCAUAUUUUUGAACUCGGAAUUGAUCGUUUUGAUUGGAUUUCUUCUGAUACUUCUAGUUGAAGAGAUUGUUCAUACAUGUCAAAAGACGAGCUCCAUUCGGUCGCUGGAGCAUGUUGCCCGAGCGCAGCAAACACCACAAAAUGGUAAUAAUGCUUCUAAAAUGGUCGAUGGAAGAGGAGAAGCAUUGCAUAGCACUGGAUUACCGACUUUGUUAUCACUGGCUGAGGAGGAGGAGGAUACUGAGCCGCUUUUUUCAGAUAACCGCAGCACUGAGGGUUCGGUCGACGAAGAAGCUCCUAAUACGCCUCGGAUCGAAUUCCGCCGCAUCAGUGAUGAGGUAGGAAUAUUUCCGGGUCAUAAAAUGUCAGUUAUCUUGUUGUAGAU